UGAGCACCAAUGCACUUCAGCUAAAACAUCGAUCAUAAUUUGUUAAAGAGUUGUUAAGCGAAAAGAAAUAAUAAUAAAAAUGAAUGUGCGAAUUAUUCAAAACCGAAAAAACUUUAUAACUUUAACAAACUUUCUGCGAUCACAUGGAUGCCGGCACUUGUCCGUCCAGGCUGCGGCUCAGCCAAAACGAAAUGCUAACACACAAAAUAUAGUGCUUGUCGAUGGCGUACGUACGCCUUUUCUGACUUCAGGUACAUCAUACUCGAAUUUAAUGCCACAUGAACUGGCCAGGCAUUCCUUGCUUUCACUGUUGCAAAAGACAAAACUGGACAAGGAACUUGUUGAUUAUAUUGUCUAUGGCACCGUUAUACAGGAGGUGAAAACUUCCAAUAUUGGCCGCGAGGCGGCGCUUUCAGCUGGCUUCAGCGACAAGACUCCUGCGCAUACAGUUACAAUGGCUUGCAUAAGCUCGAAUGCGGCAAUCACAACUGGCAUGGGUCUUAUUGCUACAAACACAUAUGAUGUGAUAGUUGCUGGCGGCGUUGAGUUUAUGUCCGAUGUGCCAAUUCGGCAUUCGCGUAAAAUGCGUUCGUUGAUGUUGAAGGCGAACAAGGCUAAGACGCUGGGACAGCGCCUGGCUUUGCUGUCGACAUUCAGGCCCGGUUUCUUGGCGCCUGAACUACCAGCUGUUGCUGAAUUUUCGUCUGGUGAGACUAUGGGUCACUCCGCUGAUCGUCUGGCCUCCGCAUUUAAUGUCACUCGCAAAGAGCAGGAUGACUACGCUUUGAGGUCCCAUGUUAUGGCUAAGAAGGCUCAGGAAAGUGGAUACUUUACAGAUUUGGUGCCCUUCAAGGUGCGAGGCGUUGAUCAAGUCGUCGACAAGGACAACGGCAUUCGCGUGUCAAGUCCAGAAAGUUUGGCCAAACUAAAGCCGGCUUUUGUGAAGCCUUAUGGCACAAUUACUGCGGCCAAUGCUUCCUUUUUGUCCGAUGGCGCCUCAGCUUGUCUCAUAAUGACAGAGGAGAAGGCGAAGCAAUUGGGCUUAAAACCAAAGGCAUAUCUACGCGAUUUCCUGUAUGUGUCUCAAGAUCCUGUUAAUCAACUCUUAUUGGGUCCUGCCUAUGGCAUACCAAAACUGCUCAAGAAAGCUGGACUCACACUUAAAGAUAUUGAUAGCUGGGAAAUUCACGAAGCUUUUGCUGGUCAGAUCGUUGCCAAUUUGAAAGCUUUGGAUUCUGAUUGGUUCUGUAAAACAUAUCUGGGUCUCAGCGAAAAGGUCGGAACUCCCGAUUUGUCCAAGUGGAACAACUGGGGUGGAUCCCUGUCGAUCGGUCAUCCAUUUGCUGCCACAGGCGUUCGUCUAUGCAUGCAUACGGCCAACCGCCUGGUCCGUGAGGAUGGCAAGCUUGGUGUUGUUGCCGCGUGUGCCGCUGGUGGGCAAGGCGUGGCCAUGCUUCUCGAGCGUUAUCCUGGAGCAACGGCUGACUGAAAAUAUCAAAUAGCUAGGUUUCUUUUUAUAAACACCUAAAUAAAUAA
Molecule: messenger RNA, 1536 nt
Organism: Drosophila navojoa
Lineage: Eukaryota; Metazoa; Arthropoda; Insecta; Diptera; Drosophilidae
Gene: Mtpbeta
Product: mitochondrial trifunctional protein beta subunit
Biological process (GO): fatty acid beta-oxidation
Cellular component (GO): mitochondrion
Molecular function (GO): acyltransferase activity, transferring groups other than amino-acyl groups
Source: RefSeq, a predicted model, not a curated record